This is a messenger RNA of Prunus persica (peach), 1773 nucleotides long. Its product is annotated as BAHD acyltransferase At5g47980-like. The transcript is spliced from 2 exons. The record is from RefSeq and is a predicted model, not a curated record. The coding region runs from base 1 to 1533 and encodes 510 amino acids. Lineage: Eukaryota; Viridiplantae; Streptophyta; Magnoliopsida; Rosales; Rosaceae.
AUGGAAAGGGGAUUAGGGUUGGGACCAGGAGGAGGCAGCAUUCAUUUCACUAAAGAUGAUGAGGUGAGAGUUAGGGGUGGCAAUUUCGGAUACGACCCGAUACACGACUCGAAACCCGCACGAGAAAUUAGCGGAGGGUCUUUGUUACGAAACUCAGGCUUGGAGCAAAAGAUAGUUUCAGAGAUCAAGGUUAAAGUCAUUCACAAGGAAACAAUUAAACCAUCCUCUCCAACUCCUCACCACCUUAAAAACACCAGCCUCUCUGUUUUUGAUCAGAUCACAUCUGAAGUUUAUGUCCCACUACUUCUCUUCUAUCCCAUCAGCAGUGAUGAGGUCAAUAAUAUUGAUCACCGUUCUUUGUUUGCUGAAAAAUCCAACCAUCUAAAAAUAUCAUUAUCUGAAAUCCUAACUCACUUCUACCCCUGGGCCGGAGAAUUCGUAUAUAAUUCUUCAAUCAGCUGCAAUGACCAGGGAGCUGCAUUUGUUGAAGCCAGAGUCAACUGUCCCAUAUCACAGAUUUUGGGCCAACCAGAUCUUGUGAUACAGAAACAAUUGGUUCCAAAUCAUAUAGAAUGCAGGACAAAAUCAGGCAAAGGCUAUCUUCUACUAGUUCAAGCCAACUUCUUUGAAUGUGGUGGAGUGGCAAUUGGAGUCAGCAUUUCACAUAAGAUCGGUGAUGCUUAUACACUAAGCAAAUUCAUUAAUAGUUGGGCUGCAAUUGCCCUUGACUCCUCUACUACUACUGAUGUACUGCCUCCUGCACAAUUUGGUGCUGCAGCAUCUCUUUUGCCACCUCUGGAUUUCCUCAAUUCACCUCAACCUCCUGUGGAGUUUGUCCAAGAAAAUUGUGUAACAAGGACAUUAGUGUUUGAUGCCUCAAAUAUUGCUGCUCUCAAGUCCAAAGCUGCCAGUGCCACCGUGCCAAACCCAACGCGCGUUGAAGUAGUGUCAGCGCUCAUUUGGAAAUGCGUAAUGGAAGCAUCACGAUCAAACUUGGGUUUUGUAAGGCCAUCCUCGUGGUGUCAAUUUGUGAACAUGCGGAAAGUUUUGGUUCAGCACUCGGCAGACGACUUGUUGGGAAAUUUCUUCGGGCACUUUGUAGCAAAGACAGAAGAAAGUGAAGUAGAUCAUGAUGUUCAAAGCUUGGUUGCUAAAAUGAGGAAGAGCUUUGAGGAAUUGAAGGUAAAUUUUGCUAAAGGAAUUAGUGGGGAGGAUGUGUUGCAGCUCUGCAAAGAGUUAGGGGAGCUCAUUGGAAAGGUGGACGUAGACAACUAUUGUUCCACCAGUUUGUGCAGGUUUCCCUUCUACAAAGCCAAUUUCGGAUGGGGAAAGCCAUCAUGGAUGAGUAUGCCAGCUGGUGCUGUAGAAAUCAAGAACAUAAUCUCAUUGAUGGAUGUAAGAGAUGGGAAUGGUAUACAAGCACGCUUGAGUUUGAAAGCGGAAGACAUGGCCAUAGUUGAAAGUAACCGGGAGCUGCUUACAUAUGCUUCUUUGAACUAUGAGGUUCGUCACAAACUCAUACCUAAGCUUUGAAGACCCAACAAUCUGGUACCCAAACUUAUGGAAACCCUACAAAUAAGACCCUCCAUUAACUAGAUUAUUAGUUGGCCUGUUAAAUUCUGAUGUGGCAAACGUGUGUCCCAUUUUUUUUAUCCACAAUUUAUGAAUUUUCUUUUUCAUUUUUCAUUUUUCUUAGUCCAAUUCUCAGAUCUAUCUAUGGUUUCCCCUAUGUGUAUUUUUUAUGUUUAUUAAUCAAAUUUGAAUUCACUUGUA